This is a messenger RNA of Musca vetustissima, 612 nucleotides long. Its product is annotated as heat shock protein 23-like. Gene Ontology annotation, molecular function: protein folding chaperone. NCBI's taxonomy places the organism in Eukaryota, Metazoa, Arthropoda, Insecta, Diptera, Muscidae. The transcript has a single exon. The record is from RefSeq and is a predicted model, not a curated record. The coding region runs from base 1 to 612 and encodes 203 amino acids. Gene Ontology annotation, biological process: response to heat; protein refolding.
AUGUCCAGCCUAGCAUUGUUGUUGAACCUUCUCGACGAAUUGGAUCGUGAAGCUCCAUCCUACUAUGGCAACGAUUUCGGUUUGGGUCUAUCGCCUUACUUGAUCCAUAGCCAUGCCCACCGUGAACCUAUAACUAACUCUGUCGGAUAUACUCUACCUUUGAGCUUGCUAAAUCGCCUGAGUGAACGCCAAGCUGCCAGAUCUCGUCGCGGUGAAAAAAAGGAAGACCGUGUAUCACCCGUUGGUAAAGAUGGCUUCCAAGUUUGUAUGGAUGUGGCCCAAUUCAAACCCAACGAAUUGACAGUCAAAGUCGUCGACAAUUGCAUCGUCAUUGAGGGUAAACACGAAGAACGUGAGGAUGAGCACGGUUACAUUCAGAGACACUUCGUCCGUCGAUAUGUCCUUCCCAAAGGUUAUGAUGCCGAAAAGGUAGCUUCGACUCUGUCGUCGGAUGGCGUCUUAACUGUCAGUGUACCAAAGCCUCAAAUUGAGGAUAAAUCAAAUGAACGCGUCAUCCAAAUUCAGCAAACAGGACCAGCACAUUUGAAUGUGAAACAGAAUGCCGAGGAAAAGCCAGCCGAUUCGAAGGACCAAAAGGAAGAGAAGAAGUAA